This is a messenger RNA of Diplodia corticola, 2685 nucleotides long. RefSeq names its product ankyrin repeat protein. The record is from RefSeq and is a predicted model, not a curated record. Bases 1 to 2685 code for a protein of 894 amino acids. Lineage: Eukaryota; Fungi; Ascomycota; Dothideomycetes; Botryosphaeriales; Botryosphaeriaceae. The transcript has 3 exons. Gene Ontology annotation, molecular function: guanyl-nucleotide exchange factor activity.
AUGGUCGACCCGAUUACCAUCACCUACUCGGUGGUCAACAUCACCACCUGCGUGCUCACCACCGCCAAGUCCCUCAGCGACCUGCGCGACAAGUUCAACAAUGCCUCCAACACCAUCACCGCCAUCUGCGCCGAGUCCUCGUCCAUCAGCGCCUCCCUCUCGCAGAUCCAGGGUCUCCUGCUGCGCGACGCCACCGCCCACUCCCUCGACUCGCACUUCGCCAACCGCCCCGAGCUGCGCGACACGUUUGACACCGCCCUGACCGGCUGCACCAUUGUCUACGCAUGCCUGGACGAGGAGAUACACCGCCUGUCCGCCGGCGCCCGCGAUGCCGACGCCAUGACCUGGAAGGUGCGCUGCCGCUUCAUCUGGCGCGAAGACACGAUGCGCGACCUGCUGUCGCAGCUGCGCGGCCAGCAGAUGGCCCUCAACCUGCUCGUGCAGAUGCUGCAGCUCGAGUCGCUGCAGGAGCUCAAGCAGCUCGUCCGCGACAACAACCAGAUCAUCUCGCGCCUCGCCCAGCGCUCGCGCUCGCUGCGGGACACGCAUCCGCGCAUCCGCGUUGCCGACUCCGUCUUUUCCUCCCACCGCGAUAGGCUCGUGAGCCGCGCCCCCUCCAUGGCCGCCUCGACCAUCGAUCAGACCGAGUUCGACUUCGAUGAUGCCGUCGUCAACUCGAAGGCGUAUAGGCGGGCCUUGGCUGCUGCCCAGCAGCGCCCGGCCAAGAGUCGGACGGUUUCGGAGCCGGUCGAGGCCGCUGCUGACACGGAUCCAGAUGUCGAGACCUUGAGGAUUGAGGGUAGCAAGCAGGAGACCAACGAGGAUAGCCCGGAUUCCGAAGAGGACGUGACAAAGGAAAAGGACAUUGAGAAAAGCUUCACAUCGACGACGACGACCACGCCGACAGGACACGCCGUCCUGGCCGAGAGUCCGCAUCUGUCGGAGAGGAAAGGGAGCAUAGGGACCAUUUCUACCCGCCCUCAGGCUUGCAUCGAAAGAAAGCCUAGCGAGGAUAGCACCUCUCUGGGUAGCCCACGUCCGCCUGUUGUGAAGGGAGCCCAGCCUGGAUCCGUCCCACCCGCCCCUUGGGAAUCUCCCCGCGCCAAUCUUCCUCGGGUCCAGAGAAAGCCGCUACCCUCUGGCCGCCACGUCUUGAUGCCUUCAGCCUCCAUGUCGACAUUGGCUACAAUCCCCACGGCUUCUCAAGAGAACAUAGCUACCAUCUCACGUGUCUCGACUGCAACAACAGAAACACCUUCCAUCUUCUCGACCGGCUCCAACCCUGCCACCAAUUCCAGCAUCUCCCUCCCAGACACCAUCGACUCCGCUUCCGAGCCCGAAGAUGAUGACGACAAUGAUGCCGACACCCUAGUCGAAGGCCUAUGCUCUCCCUCAUCCACUUUCCUCCCUACCACCACUACCACCGAACCCACUGCCGCCGAACUCCAAUCCAUCCGCCAACAACUUAGCACCUCCGAAACCGUCUACCUCAACAAACUCACCAUCCUCCGCACCUUCAUCGAGGAGCCCAUCGCCCGCCGCUGGCCCUCCGCCUGGCACACCUCCUUCAUCGCCCUCCACCGAACCACCAAAAUGUGCCACGCCAGCACCCAAUACAUCCUCGACCCCCUCAAGCACGCCGCCGCCGCCGCCGCCGCAGGCGCCACCACCAAUCCCAUCGUUCCCCCCUCCUUCCUCGCCCAACUCCUCCGUCGCUGGCUCCGCGCCGCCGGCCCCACCUACCUAACCUACUUCCACCAACACCCACACACCGCCUCCGCCAUCCGCGCCCACUGCGAGGGCACCCUCGCCCUCCCCAGCAGCAGCAGCAGCAGCAGCAACAGCACCAGCACCAGCAGCGCCACCGACGACUCCCCCGCCGCCUUCGCCCGCUUCGUCGACACCUUCGCCAAGACGCACAGCCUCGACGACCUCCUCGCCCAGCCCCUCCGCCGGCUCGACGCGUACGUCCGGAUCGCGGAGCGGCUGGUCAAAGUCACAUCCGCAUCCGCAUCCGCCGACUCGCCCGCCGCCGUCGCCGCAGACAUCCACGUCCGCCUCUCCGCCCUUCGCGACGAGUGCGCCGCCGCGUUGGCGCGCGAGCUGCACCUGGCGGACCUGCGCGAGCUGCAUCGCCGUGUCGGUGCGAUGACGGCGGCCGCGGGGGUGUCGGGGGCAGCGCUCGCGGAGCAGUUGGGUUGUUUGGAGGGGGGGAGGCGGUUGGUGCGGAUGGGGCCGUUGGCGUGCAGGGUGGGCGGGAAGGGGCCGUGGAGGGGGUGCAGGGGAGUGGUGUUGGAUAAUUGGGUGGUGUUUGGGCGGUGGGAGGUCAAGGGAUGUGUUGUUGGGGGAGGAGGGGGAAGCGGCGGAGGAGGUGGGGAUGGUGGGACGGGGACGGGGAGGUGGGGGAGGAAGGGGAGUGGGGGGAGCGGAGGGGGUGGUGGGAACUCGGGCUCGGGGGGGUUGUGGGUCGAGAAGCCACUUCCCGUCCGGGGGAUCGAAUGCUCAAUCUCCGGGUCGCUGCGUAAACCCGCAAAGGCUGGUGUCAUGGACGAGCUGCCGAGGGGCACGGAGCUGUAUCCGUUCUUCGUGCAGGCGGAAGGAGUCGUCCAUUUGCUCGCUGCGUCGACGGAAGGGGAGAGGAGGAAUUGGAUGGAUGCGGUCAUGUCGGUUCGGACCAGCGGAUGA